Ipomoea triloba (trilobed morning glory) is the source of this 1766-nucleotide messenger RNA. Its product is annotated as benzyl alcohol O-benzoyltransferase-like. NCBI's taxonomy places the organism in Eukaryota, Viridiplantae, Streptophyta, Magnoliopsida, Solanales, Convolvulaceae. The coding region runs from base 162 to 1532 and encodes 456 amino acids. The record is from RefSeq and is a predicted model, not a curated record. The transcript is spliced from 3 exons.
GCAUGCAACGAAUGCGGCAUGCAUAUCUUUCACAUGCAUAACUUUAUGCGCAACCACCCUUCAUUACACAGUUUAUCACUACUAUAAAUAUCAUCUGCAUAUACUAACUAAAUCAUAUAAUACCAACAGCAACUCUACAACUCUGCACCAUAUAACACCUGAUGAUGGCCUCAUCUCCAUUUAUGGCUUCUCAACCAUCUUUAGCCUUCACCGUCACAAGGCAAAAGCCUGAGCUUGUUGCCCCGGCAGAGCCAACUCCACGCGAAAUCAAGUACCUUUCAGACAUUGAUGACCAACAAGGUCUGAGGUUUCAAAUUCCAGUUAUACAGUUUUACCGCAAUGAACCUUCCAUGAGUGGGAAGGACCCCGUGCAGGUUAUACGUCAGGCUUUAGCUAAAGCACUUGUUUUCUUCUACCCCUUCGCCGGUAGACUCCGGGAGGGAGCUGGACGGAAGCUGAUGGUGGAUUGCACCGGUGAGGGCGUCAUGUUCAUCGAGGCUGAAGCUGACGCCACACUCCAACACUUUGCCAUUGGAGGUGAAGUCAAGCCUCCAUUUCCGUGUUUUGAUCAACUUCUUUACAAUGUUCCUGGUUCUGCAGAAAUUCUCAACUGCCCUUUAGUCCUUAUACAGGUGACCCGUCUAAGGUGUGGAGGUUUCAUUUUUGCAUUACGCCUAAAUCACACGAUAGCCGACGCACCUGGACUAGUCCAUUUCCUGAAUACCAUAGCCGAAAUCGCAAGAGGUGCAGAAGCUCCAACGCUUCAACCAGUAUGGCAAAGGGAAUUUUUCAGUGCCCGUAACUCUCCCCGCAUAACAUGCACUCAUUACGAGUACGAGGAGGAGCCAGCAGACUCAAUGGUUACAAACAUUCCCCUCGACAACCUCGUCCAUCGUUCUUUCUUCUUCGGUCCUACAGAGAUUUCGGCGUUACGUAGGACUCUCCCUCCUCAUUUGCGCAAAUGCUCGACAGUUGAGAUUCUAACCGCUCUCAUGUGGCGGUGCCGCACCAUUGCCCUUGGAUUCGACCCAGAUGAAGAAGUGCGCAUGCUUUUACUCAUCAGUGCACGUUUUAAGUUCAAAGAUACCCCGGUGCCAAGUGGGUACACCGGCAAUGCGUUUGCUUAUCCCGGCGCCAAAACAACUGCGGGCAAAUUGAGGAAAAACCCAUUGGGUUACGCGGUUGAGUUGGUCAACAGCAUCAAACGUUGCUUUAGCGAAGAAUACAUGCAAUCUGCGGUCGACUUGAUGGUUCUUAAGGGUCGACCACUCUUCCAUGUUGCUGGAAGUUUUAUUAUGUCGGAUCUCACACGUUCUAAAAUACCUGAUGUGGAUUACGGUUGGGGCAAGGCAGUUUUUGGAGGGCCGCCUCAUGGAGGUGUCGGUGAUGCUCCAGGUGUGAUUACCUUUCACGUGCCAUAUGAAAAUAAUAAAGGCGAAAAUGGCACUUUGGUUCCUAUUUGCUUGCCGGCCUUUGCAAUGGACAAAUUUGUGAAUGAGCUAGCAAAUACCUUCAUGAAGGCUGCUUUAUGAAUACCGGAGUUUAUUCAAAAGCAGGUGGAAACAGAAAGAUACGGGUCAAUGUUCAACUGGUACGUGGACAGAGCUGAUAAAACCAGCAAAACAUUUGAAUUGUGGUCAAUAUACACUACGGAACUCCAACCAUUCAUUCCUUUCUUCGUAUAUUUUUGCAAUUUUCGCAUGCAACGAGGCGCGGCAUGCAUAUCUUUCACAUGCAUAACUUUAUGCGCAACCAUCCUUCAUUAA